AUGGGUGUCCCAGCUCUCUUCCGAUGGCUCACCAAAAAAUACCCCAAGAUCAUUACCCCCGUGAUCGAGGAACAGCCGCAAGAAAUCGAUGGCGUGCAAUAUCCUGUGGACACCACCCAGCCGAAUCCGAACGGAGAAGAAAUGCACAAUCUCUAUCUUGAUUUCAAUGGCAUCGUCCACCCCUGUUCGCAUCCUGAGAACAAGCCUCCUCCAGCAAAUGAGAGCGAGAUGAUGUUGGAAAUCUUCAAGUACACCGACCGCGUUGUGAACAUGGUGCGACCGCGGAGGUUGUUGAUGAUCGCAAUUGACGGUGUUGCUCCACGAGCAAAGAUGAAUCAGCAACGAGCUCGUCGUUUCCGGUCGGCAAGAGACGCGAAGGAGGCGGACGAAAAGAAGGCGGAAUUUCAAACACUCUUACGUCAACAGCAGCGUGAUGGGGAUGAAGACGAAGACCAAGAAACAGUGGACGACGUAAUCAAGAAAACAUGGGAUAGUAAUGUCAUCACACCUGGCACGCCUUUCAUGUUCAUCCUUGCUCAGUCUAUUCGAUAUUGGGUCCAGUGGAAGCUUAACACUGAUCCUGCCUGGGCUCAACUGAAGGUCAUAAUCUCAGAUGCCAGUGUGCCCGGCGAAGGUGAGCACAAGAUUAUGCAGUUCAUUCGUUCCCAGCGAUCAGAUCCCGCCUAUGAUCCAAACACAAGACACGUCAUGUAUGGACUUGAUGCAGACUUGAUCAUGCUUGGAAUCGCCACGCAUGAGCCUCACUUUCGCGUCCUUCGAGAAGAUGUCGAUGUCAGAGAUGCCAAAGCCAAGACUUGCAGACUCUGCGGUCAGCAAGGUCAUUAUGCUGAGAACUGCAGAGGCGAAGCCAAGAUAAAAUCGGGCCAGUUCGACGAAAAAGGCACUACAGAGGAGCUGAAGCCAUUUGUCUGGCUGAAUGUGCCCAUACUACGUGAGUAUCUUGGUGCGGAGAUGUUUGUUCCUGGUCAGACCUUCCGUUUCGAUCUUGAGCGUGCCCUCGACGAUUGGGUGUUUAUGUGUUUCUUCGUUGGCAAUGACUUCUUGCCUCAUCUACCUAGUCUCGAAAUCAGAGAAGACGGGAUCGAUAAGCUCAUAGCCAUCUGGAGAGACAAUAUCCCCGUUAUGGGCGGUUACUUGACCUGCGACGGAAGAGUUGACCUUGCGCGUGCCCAGAUCAUUCUACAGGGCCUAGCGAAGCAAGAGGAUGCAAUCUUCAAACGCAGGAAAGAAGUGGAAGACAAACGAGCCCGGAAUGAGCAGCGGCGCAACCAGGCAAAUGAGGCUCGAGAAGCCCGCUUUGCGAAGAGGCGCCGUAGCUCUCCUGACUACAGCAAGGGUAGCAGGCCGGAUGCCCGGGUCCCUACCGGACCAAUUGAGACCUUUGAGGCUACAAACUUCCCGGUUUUGGACUACAACUCUAUUGUGAACAGGGCCGCUGUGGACAAAACACUAGCAUCGAACAAGAGCGCAGCAGCGGUCCUGAAAGAGCAGAUGCUUGCUAAGAAGGCUGCUGAGACACCCACUAAGAAUGGUGCUAAUGGCAUCAAUGGAACCCCCCAUUCCUCAGGUGGCAGUCCUUCGUCAAUACUGGGCAAGCGAAAGGCUACAGCGCUGGAAGAAGAGUCAGAGAACGAUGGCACGCCUGCAUCAGCAAUAGAGAAGCGGAAGGCGGCCUUGAUGGACGAAGAGUCAGAUAGUGCUGGCACUCCUGGAAGGAAUACACCGGUUGAGAAAAAGACUUACAACAGUGGAGAUCCCAACGACCCUCCACCAGACACAGUCCGCCUGUGGGAGGAGGGAUAUGCUGACCGGUAUUACGAGCAAAAGUUCCAUGUCGACCCCAAGGAUAUCAGCUUCCGCCACAAGGUAGCCGAAGCCUACGUCGAAGGGCUGUGUUGGGUCCUUCUCUACUAUUUCCAAGGAUGCCCAUCUUGGACGUGGUACUAUCCUUAUCACUACGCCCCAUUCGCUGCAGACUUUGUCGAUAUUGACAAAAAGACCGUCAAAUUCGACAAAGGAACGCCAUUCAAACCAUAUGAGCAACUAAUGGGUGUGUUACCGGCAUCUUCAAAUCACGCCAUCCCGAGCGCUUUCCAUCCGCUCAUGACUGACCCCGAGUCCGACAUUGUCGACUUCUACCCCCAGGAGUUUGAUCUCGAUCUCAAUGGCGCGAAGCAGUCCUGGAAAGCUAUUGUAUUGCUGCCGUUCAUCGACGAGAAGCGACUCCUUGCGGCCAUGGCCACGAAGUACCCUUUGUUGACGGCCGACGAGCACGCCAGAAACGAGCGAGGCCAAGACGCUUUGAUAAUCUCAGAUCAGAAUCCUUUGUACGACACCUUGGCGAUCAAGUUUUACUCGAAAAAAGCCAAAGGUGGUCCGAACACCGUGAAGUUGUCAAUGCAAAAAAGUCAGCUGGCCGGUGAAGUAGCCAAAAACGAAGAUUUCCUGCCUCAUAUGGACCUGGUGGGACCGCAAGAAGACAUCAGACUGGAGCCUAUGGUUGACGAUGAUCGCUCUUUGAAUGUCCAUUUCACAAUGCCGCCUCCCACUCAUGUUCACAAAUCCAUGUUGUUCCCGGGAGUUGUCUUACCGCCUCCUGUUCUCGACAAGGGUGACCUGGCCAUGGUUCGAUCGAAGGCUAGGAUAUCGGGAAGGGACUUUGGCGGUGCGCCACUCUAUGACAAUACUCGACGUGACCGACUCGACACACAGAACCAGGGAGGACGCAUCAACUACGCUGUGAACCGACCUCCUUUUGAUGCAGGCCCUCCUGGCAUGCCGCCACCAAAUCAAUGGCCGCCAGGAAUGCCGCCACCUCCCCCACCGAACUACGGUGGCCAAGGAGGAUAUAACCGCAAUCCGCCAGCCGCAAGCGGAUACGGAGGGUAUGCCGCGCAUACUGGUCAAGGCUAUGGUGGUCAGGAUCAAGGUUAUUAUGGAAACCAGGGACAGAACCAUUACAACGGCGGGCAGGCGCAGUACCAUAGUGGCAACGGACAAUAUCAGCAAAAUGGUGGGAGGUCCUUCAGCGAUGGUUAUUAUCAAGGUCAAAGUCGCGGGCCGCCAGCGAGCGACAACCGAAGUGGAAACUAUGGUGGUGGCGGAUACAGUCAGGGUGGUUACGGUCGUCGUUAA
Messenger RNA from Fonsecaea multimorphosa CBS 102226, 3156 nucleotides. RefSeq lists its product as uncharacterized. Gene Ontology annotation, biological process: nuclear-transcribed mRNA catabolic process. Gene Ontology annotation, cellular component: nucleus. Gene Ontology annotation, molecular function: RNA binding; zinc ion binding; 5'-3' RNA exonuclease activity. Lineage: Eukaryota; Fungi; Ascomycota; Eurotiomycetes; Chaetothyriales; Herpotrichiellaceae. Bases 1 to 3156 code for a protein of 1051 amino acids. The transcript has 2 exons. The record is from RefSeq and is a predicted model, not a curated record.